This is a messenger RNA of Biomphalaria glabrata, 1008 nucleotides long. RefSeq names its product G-protein coupled receptor 15-like. Gene Ontology annotation, cellular component: membrane. Gene Ontology annotation, biological process: G protein-coupled receptor signaling pathway. The transcript has a single exon. Gene Ontology annotation, molecular function: G protein-coupled peptide receptor activity. The coding region runs from base 1 to 1008 and encodes 335 amino acids. Lineage: Eukaryota; Metazoa; Mollusca; Gastropoda; Planorbidae. The record is from RefSeq and is a predicted model, not a curated record.
AUGUCUACAAUUGUCAAUGUUUCUGCCUUUACAAGUUACUUCCCACCUGGAUCUCUUGAGGUUCUCACACUGGUAGAUUUUGUCGUUCUCUACACCAUCAUCUCUGUCUUCGGAGUCAUCGCCAACUUCAUCAACAUCAUCGUUUUCGUCAAAAUGGGGCCGCGGGAUUCAGUCAACAUCAGCCUCCUGGGUCUGUCCAUCUCUGACUUGUGCUUCCUACUUCUGACGUUUCUCUUAAGUAUUUCGUAUUACCCUUUCUGGGAAGACGCUGACCUGAAUUUCAGCGUCUAUGAUUUAAAAGUUCUAACAGUUGCCUGGCCUCAGUUUUAUUUCAGAAGAGUUAGCAACUGGAUCACGGCCUUCAUUAUGCUGGACAGAUGUAUCUGUAUAGCGCUUCCUCUCAAGGUAAAGGACAUUAUAACUCCGAGGCUUGCCAAAUCAAUAUUGGUUUUAAUCUUUGGUAUCAUGGCGCUGACCGUGUCACCGCCGUAUUUCUCCGCCAGUUACCAGACUUGCUGGAGCAGCAAGACCAACAGGACGACGAUAGCUCUUGUGUAUCGAGACAACAGCUCAGCGAUGGAAGCCAUUUCCUCGGCCAUUUCUGUCGUUUUCACGAUCGUCACGUUUAUCUGGGCAGCCGUCUGUACCUGCAUCCUUGUGGUCAGCUUGAGAACUAAAGGUAGGCUGCGCAAAGAAAUGACUGGGUAUAUCAAACUGGACCACGUGUCCACGAGAGACCGGAAGAUAAUCAAGAUGGUCACCCUAAUGUCCAUCAUUUUUAUCGUUUCGUUUACCCCUGACGUCGUUAUUCUGCUUUUCAUGACUGUAGAUUCUCGUGUGUCCCCCUUUGGUCAGUACUUUGACCUUUUCUUAGUUCUGAAUGGAGUCAGUGAGCCAAUGAUUGCCAUCACAGCUUCAGUCAAUAUCUUUGUGUAUUAUUCUAUGAGUUCAAAGUAUCGGGAGGUCUACAAGAGAUAUUUCAAAAUACGCAAAUUGUGUUGUAUAUAG